Molecule: messenger RNA, 1757 nt
Organism: Lynx canadensis (Canada lynx)
Lineage: Eukaryota; Metazoa; Chordata; Mammalia; Carnivora; Felidae
Gene: GCNT3
Product: glucosaminyl (N-acetyl) transferase 3, mucin type
Exons: 3
Coding region: 383-1699 (438 amino acids)
Cellular component (GO): membrane
Molecular function (GO): acetylglucosaminyltransferase activity
Source: RefSeq, a predicted model, not a curated record
UGUCUCUCUGCGGAUAGCAUUUCUCUUCUGAGCAGCCUUAGAAUUCUAACAUCUACCAUGCUGGGUGCUGAGAGAGAAAGCACAUGACUUCCUGGAGCUACCAGCCUAAUGAAGACAAAGCAGAUACUUCCCAGAGAGACCGAGGAGGAGCCUGAGACUGUUCCUGGACAUCCUGUGAAUAUCAGAAAAUAUCCUGUGGAGGCAUUAAAAGAAGGGGAUAUGGUGUUCACAUUUGCUUCCAUGGAUUCCAACCAAUCUUCCUUGGAAACAAACACAUCUUGACAAGUGAUCUUUCCUAAGCAAGGACAAAGGUAUUAAAAAGGAUUCCAUCCUCCUCCUCCGUCCUUGUGCCCAAACUCUACUGGUUUCUCAUUCCGUGAGGAUGAUUUGGCGGAAGAAGAUACAGUGGCAGCAGCGUUACCUGUGGGCCCUGGGCUGCUAUAUGCUGCUGGCCAUUGUUGCUCUGAGGCUUUGUCUCAGAUUGAAAUGUGACUUUGAUUCCCUGGAUCUGAAGUCCAGAGAUUUUCAGAGCCGGCACUGUAGAGACAUCUUGUACAAGUCCCUGAAACUGCCAGCAAAGAGAUCCAUCAACUGUUCUCGGAUCAUCCAAGGGGACCAGCAGGCAGUGAUUGAGGCUGUGCUGGACAACCUGGAGAUCAAGAACAAGCGGAAGCCUUUCACAGACACUGACUACCUUAACAUGACCAGAGACUGUGAGCACUUUAAGGCUGAAAGGAAGUUCAUACGGUUCCCUCUGAGCCAAGAAGAGUUAGACUUCCCUAUUGCCUACUCAAUGGUGGUCCAUGAGAAAAUAGAAAACUUUGAAAGAUUGCUCCGAGCUGUGUAUGCCCCUCAGAACAUAUACUGCAUCCACGUGGAUGAGAAAUCCCCAGAAACUUUCAAAGAGGCAGUCAAGGCAAUUAUUUCAUGCUUCCCAAAUGUCUUCAUGGCCACUAAGUUGGUUCGGGUAGUUUACGCCUCCUGGUCCAGGGUGCAGGCUGACCUGAACUGUAUGGAAGACUUGCUCCAGAGCCCAGUGCCAUGGAAAUACUUACUAAAUACAUGUGGGACAGACUUUCCUAUAAAGACCAAUGCCGAGAUGGUCCUGGCCCUCAAGAUGUUGAAUGGGAAGAACAGUAUGGAGUCAGAAAUACCUACUGAGUACAAAAAGACUCGCUGGAAAUAUCACUAUGAGACAAAAGACACCUUGUACGUAACCAACAAGAUGAAGGAUCCUCCCCCUGAUAACAUACCUAUGUUCACAGGGAAUGCCUAUAUUGUAGCUUCCCGAGACUUUGUCCGACAUGUCUUAGAGAACCCCAAGUCCCGACAACUGAUUGAAUGGGUAAAAGACACCUAUAGCCCCGAUGAGCAUCUAUGGGCCACGCUUCAGCGUGCACCAUGGAUGCCUGGCUCUAUUCCCUACCACUCCAAGUUUCACGUCUCAGAUAUGGCAGCCAUUGCCAGGCUGGUCAAGUGGCAGGGCCAUGAGGGAAACAUCAGUAUGGGGGCACCUUAUGCACCUUGCUCUGGAAUCCACCAGCGGUCUAUCUGUAUUUACGGGACUGGAGACCUGCAUUGGAUUCUUCAAAACCAUCACCUCUUGGCCAACAAGUUUGACCCAAAGGUGGAUGACAAUGUUCUUCAGUGUUUAGAAGAGUACUUACGUCAUAAGGCCAUCUAUGGGACUGAGCUCUGAGAUAAACUAUAAGAGGAUUGCUACCUGUGGGGCAAGAGCAUGUGGAUACAUACUUCAG